This is a messenger RNA of Beauveria bassiana ARSEF 2860, 1194 nucleotides long. Its product is annotated as metallophosphoesterase domain-containing protein 2. The record is from RefSeq and is a predicted model, not a curated record. Lineage: Eukaryota; Fungi; Ascomycota; Sordariomycetes; Hypocreales; Cordycipitaceae. The transcript has a single exon. The coding region runs from base 1 to 1194 and encodes 397 amino acids. Gene Ontology annotation, molecular function: hydrolase activity.
AUGGCUACCCAAAGCAACUUCGUGAAAACAUCCAUCAUUAUGAUAUCCGACACACACGGCAUGACACUCGAAGGACGAGUUCCCGAGCAGGCUGCAGACGUGUGCAUUCAUGCGGGUGAUUUGACCGAAGAGUCAAGAUUGGAAGAGUUUUAUUCCGUGAUCACGCUGCUUCGGACGAUAAAGGCACCAUUGAAGCUUGUCAUUGCCGGAAACCAUGAUUUUACACUUGAUACACCACUGUUCCGGAACAAGAUUGAAGCGGUCCAGCCACCGCUCGAGCCCGAGUUGGUGCACAAGUUUUACGGAGAAUAUGAGGAAGCCAAACAGCUCCUCGUCAACGCCAAGGAACAUGGGAUCUACCUGUUGAACGAGGGAACGCAUGACUUUGAACUACAAAAUGGCGCUAGACUACGAGUCUACGCUAGCCCAUACACCCCAUCUUUUGGUGAUUGGGGGUUUCAAUAUCACCCGGAUCAGGGCCAUGACUUUGCCAUUCAAGAUGGGACGAAUAUUGUCAUUACUCACGGGCCUCCGCGAGGCAUCUUGGACCGCACCAACUCUCAACAACGGGCCGGAUGCCCAGACCUUUUUGCAGCAGUCGCAAAAGCAAAGCCACAAAUGCAUUGCUUUGGCCAUAUUCACGAAGGCUGGGGUGCUAAAAGGGUUGCUUGGAGAAGUAAAAUGAGCGAAAGGCCGUCUUUCCUCACAGACAUUGAUAAUUCAGCCUCGCAUCUCAUUGAACAGUUGAGCACACUUUACGAGAACAAACUCGACGGACCUGAAGAAGUGCUUCAAAAGAAACAAAAAUUGGAAAGCUAUAUAUCGCAGAAGCACUGCAGCGCAGAGUUCACUGAGAGCGAUCUCGGCAAGACCUUGUUUGUCAAUGCAGCCAUCAAAGGUGGUUUUUUGGAUGAACAUCUUCAGCUGCCCUGGGUCGUGGAUAUUACGUUGCCGCGGGCAUCAAGUGCAACAAAGGCAACAACAGAAACAAAAGUAACGGCAGAAGCAACAGCAGCAACAGCAGCAACAGCAGCAACAGCAGCAACAGCAGCAACGACAGAAACUGAAGAUGGGUCACAGAAUGGGCAAAAUCAGUUGACAGAGUCUACGAGGAAGCGUGCCUUGGAAAAAGAUGGAGAAGAUGCGCAUAGCCUUUCUGUAGUGCAAAGGCGAAAGAUUAGUACAAUUGAAUGA